Molecule: messenger RNA, 3136 nt
Organism: Phyllopteryx taeniolatus (common seadragon)
Lineage: Eukaryota; Metazoa; Chordata; Actinopteri; Syngnathiformes; Syngnathidae
Product: inactive phospholipase D5-like
Exons: 11
Coding region: 1-1578 (525 amino acids)
Molecular function (GO): catalytic activity
Source: RefSeq, a predicted model, not a curated record
AUGGUGAACUGUCGGGACAAGGAACGUGCAGGAAGCUGGGGACGUGUACAGGUGGGAGAGCUUGGCGGCAUGGCUGGAGAGGACAGCGAGGCGGGGGGCACGGAAGGAGCACUGGAGACAAAGAAGAAUACAAGGAGAUUAGGUUCCGCUUUCUGCAACUACAGCCUCUCCUGUUGCAUUUUCAUCAUGUCCAGAGAGCCAGUUCACGCCCCUCCCAUCCUGCUAACUCAGCAGAAGUGCAUUGCCAUCUUUGCACUGCUAUGCUGCUUUGCCGUGCUAUUGGUGCUCAUCUUCUCUUCUGUGGAUGUUUGGGGGGACAGUGAGGAUGGAAUCACAGAGGAGAAUUGUCGCACUGACUGUCGCAUUGUCCUUAUGGAGACAAUCCCUGAGGAUCUUAAAGAACACUUGAAUGGCAGACCCCACUUGCCACUCUUUGCUGGCUUCCACACCCUGCUGGACCGAGCUAAGCACUCAGUCCAGGUAGUGUCACCAGUCUGGAACUUGAGGCCCAUGGAAAAAACUAUGACAAGCACAGGAAGACAGGGUCAACGUUUAUUCCAGAGAUUGCUCAGCUUGAAAUCCCGUGGGGUCAAACUAAAGAUUGCCAGCAGCCUGACUAACUCUGCAGAACAGAAGAUUUUGGCAACGCACAACGCAGAGGUUCAUUUGGUCAACAUGACAGCUUUCACCAGAGGAGGACUCCAUUCCUCAUUCUGGAUCGUAGAUCGGACACACUUUUAUGUUGGCAGUGCUGACAUGGACUGGAGGUCAUUCUCCACGAGAAAGGAGCUGGGCCUGAUGGUGUAUAACUGCAGUUGUCUGGCUCUGGACCUCCACAGAGUCUUUUCUUUUUACUGGCAGCUCCAUGAGAGGGACUACAUCCCCUCAAUCUGGUCCAAGAGAGUUACAGCGCUCUAUGGGAGACACCAGGCCCUGGAGCUGGAACUCAACAAUACCCCUGCAGUUGCAUAUGUGUCUUCCUCCCCUGGUCUUUUCUGUCCUAAAGAGCGCACUAAAGAUGUAGAGGCCAUCUAUCACGUCAUGCAGAGUGCAAAGACAUUCGUCUUCAUAUCUGUGAUGGACUACCUCCCUCUGGUGAGCAGGCGCCUCAGAGGAACCUUGGUCACAAGGUACUGGUCGCCGCUUGAUGAGAUGAUCAGAGAGGCCGUGGUCCUGAGAGGGAUCAAAGUUCGCCUGCUCAUAAGCUUCUGGAAGAGCACUCACCCCCUCACCUUUAACUUCGUAACCUCCCUCAAGUCGCUGUGCAUGCAACUGUACAACUGCUCUUUUGAGGUGAGGUUUUUCAGUCACAAGGAGCAAAAGGAUGACAUUCAACAUGGACUCAAUCACAACAAGUACAUGCUGACUGAGAAUGCUUUAUACAUUGGGAACCACAACUGGGUGGGUAAUGAAUUUUCCGAUAAUGGCGGAGUUGGCCUGGUGGUCCAGAUGAAAAGUGGUGGAGGGAAGGUCAUGGAACAACUGAAAGCUGCUUUUGAAAGAGACUGGACUUCACCUUAUUCUAAAAGCCUGAUGGGAAACAAAGAUCGAUAUGACAAGUACAGACACCUGCACUAAGUGGAGAUUAAAGAGGAGAGCGAGUGGAAUGACCCUUUAUCGUUAUAAAUACAGACUACCUUUCUGUAAAUAAUAUUUAAUGUGGACAUGCUAGACUAUGCACUACUAGGAACAGUUUAUAGAGUACUUUAUUUUCCAUUGUCCAAAUUAAUUUAUCUACAUCUUGAAGUAACAAUAUACUGUAGCUCAUUGCAUCUUUAAGUCAUUGUUAGUUGGUAAUUAUCUCCUUCUUUUUGACAGUAGAAUGCUGCAUGAAGUACAGUGUGUUUAAACCACUAAGCAACGCAUAUUCAACCUCGAUCCUACUAACUGUAGGAAUAUACAGUGUGUGCGCGUGUAUGCGUGCGUGUGUGUGUAUGUGUGUAUAUGUAUAUAUAUAUAUAUAUAUAUAUAUAUAUAUACAGACACACACGCACGGUGACUAACUGGUCAGCACUUCCGGUUGUUUGGUUAAUUGAAAACUCUAAAUUGCCCAUAGGUGUGAAUGUGGGUGCAAAUGGUUGUUUUUUUUUAUAUGUGCCCUGCGACUGGCUGGCGACCAGUUCAGGGUGUCCCCUGCCUCUCGCCCGAAGAUAGCUGGGAUUGUCUCCAGCACGCCCGCAACCUGCAUGAGGAGAAGCAGCAAUGGAUGGAUAUAUAUAUAUAUAUAUAUAUAUAAUAAAAUCAACUAAUUAGGACAGCAUGUGUAACUACUGUCAAUUCUGAUCCAUAAUACACUGUAACUGUUUCGAGACAUCUUGUGGAAUAAAAAAGCCACUGCAGCAUGUUAAGAAAAUUAGUCUCAUCCAUGAAGAGUAGGACUGGCCAUGAUGGCGAGAAGUUUGCACAUUUGUCACUGACCCAAACAACUCCAUCUACGGUCCCAUAAUGUCACAACAUUGUUAAUGGGUUAACAACAAUCCCAAAUCAUCAAACUCUGGCACUCUGUCCUUGUAUAAGGGUUAUCAAAAUGACUUGGACUGUCAGCAUUUUAUGGGGUGUAAGUAAAUGGUCUGAGUAAAUUUUAGAAAUAUUUUUGAGCCUUCACAUCCAUUCAUUUUAACUUUAUUUCUUUAUUAGGGUCGUGUUUGAGCUGGAGUGUGACCAGCUGACUUUGGGCGAGAGGCGGGUUACACUGAUCGCCAGUCAACUGCUGGGCACCCAUUCACAUCUCAAGGCAAUUUAGAGUCUUGACUUAACCGUACAUGCAUAUUUUGGGCAUUUGGGAGGCAGCCGGCGUACCCAGAGAAAACCCACACAAGCACAGAGACAACAUGCAAGCGCCACAAAGGAAGAGAGGGGUGAGACACGAAUCCAGAACUUUGAAACGGUAAAGCAUAUGGUUUAACCACUAACACACUGUGCCUGCCCAGUGCCCUCAAUUCCAUGUCAGUGUUGCACAUUGAAAAUACAGUAAUAUUUUCUGGGAACCCUGCAGUCAUGGACCCAAUCACUUCCCCACCUUACGGUACCCUUGACUGUAUAGCUCGUGUAGGGUUGUCCAAAGUCUGGUCGUCGGCCAUUUGAGUAGAUUUUAAAAUAGGCCCACAUUUAUAUUUUAAUAAUAAAAUUACACAAA